GGGGUUGAGGGGUGCCCAGCUGCCAUCCCCGCCGCCUCCUGGCCCCCACUCGCUGGCGCCCAAGUGGGAGGACGGCAGCUGCCCGCUCCCUCCUCCCCGCAUCCCCACUACCUGCCCAGUCCCCGAAGCGAAGCGUGAGGAGGCUGCGAGCCAGCGGGGCCGAGCCCACAACUUUGCAGCCUCGGGGAGGGCGAGAGCCGGCGUCCGGGGCUCCUCUUGUCCGCGACCCGAGCCCGGAAUGUAAUCGAGGAUGCUGGCCCUGAGGCUGCUCAACGUGGUGGCCCCCGCCUACUUCCUGUGCAUCUCCCUGGUGACCUUCGUGCUGCAGCUCUUCCUCUUCCUGCCCAGCAUGCGCCAGGACCCCGAGGCCGCCUGGCUCUUCUCUCCCGCGCUGCUCCAUGGCGCGCUCUUCCUGUUCCUCUCAACCAAUGCCCUGGGCAAUUACGUCCUGGUCAUCCAGAACUCCCCGGACGACCUGGACGCCUGCCAGGGGCCCUCGGCCAGGAGGGCCCCAUGCCCCCCGCCCAGCACCCACUUCUGCCGCGUGUGCGCCAGAGUCACCCUGAGGCACGACCAUCACUGUUUCUUCACCGGCAACUGCAUCGGCAGUAGGAACAUGCGCAACUUCGUCCUGUUCUGCCUCUACACCUCCCUUGCCUGCCUCUACUCCAUGGUGGCCGGCGUGGCCUACAUCUCAGCAGUGCUUUCCAUCUCCUUCGCCCACCCCUUGGCCUUCCUCACGCUCCUUCCCACCUCCAUCAGCCAGUUCUUCUCCGGAGCUGUCCUCGGUUCUGAAAUGUUCGUCAUCCUCAUGCUCUACCUCUGGUUUGCCAUCGGCCUGGCCUGCGCGGGCUUCUGCUGCCAUCAGUUGCUGUUGAUCCUCAGGGGGCAAACCCGUCACCAGGUGCGGAAGGGGGUGGCAGUGAGGGCCCGGCCUUGGCGCAAGAACUUACAGGAGGUCUUCGGGAAGAGGUGGCUGCUGGGCCUGCUGGUCCCCAUGUUCAAUGUUGGAGGUGAGAACUCCAAGCAGCGUGACAAAUAGCAGGCAUUCCCAUCA
Molecule: messenger RNA, 1057 nt
Organism: Suricata suricatta (meerkat)
Lineage: Eukaryota; Metazoa; Chordata; Mammalia; Carnivora; Herpestidae
Gene: ZDHHC22
Product: zinc finger DHHC-type containing 22
Exons: 3
Coding region: 251-1042 (263 amino acids)
Biological process (GO): protein palmitoylation
Cellular component (GO): Golgi apparatus
Molecular function (GO): palmitoyltransferase activity
Source: RefSeq, a predicted model, not a curated record